AACUUUAAUCAUUUGCUCGCCUCAAUCCAACCCGCCGAGCAGACCCCACCGGCUCCCUUUUUUUUGCAGCUUUCUUGCUCGGUUAUCUCUCUUUUUUGCUCGUCGCUGGUUAUUUGCAUUGCAUUUGCUGGACCGCUUUUUUUUUUCCGUUUCUACUAACCAUCUAGCUGUCUUCUUCCUUCUCGACUCUCCCCGCAGUGUCGCUAUGUCUUUGCAACUACUGCCCAGAGACUCUUUCGCGAAUGAGCCAGGUGGAAGCAACUACACGGCCACCAACGGCCCUUCCUACACGAACCAAGGCCAAGGCCAGUUCAACCUAGAUGGCACUCCGCGUCCUGGAUACAUCGCGAAGAUGUACUGGGCUGUCAUCGGGGCCGUCCUUGCCUUUGCGUUCUUGCUCAGAUUCAUAGACCUGCUUCUUGCUCACCAGCGACUGCGUUCUCGUUCUGCAAAGCCGCGUCUGUUCUUCAUUCGCGCAUAUGCCUCGCUGACCGUCGUCGGCCGCGUUCUAUCCUAUCCUACACUUCCGUGGAUUCAACGCUUUCCCAACCUCGUCCAUUUCCCUUCCACUGGUCGUCUUAUCAUGGCCCUCUCCUACUUUGGCCUUCUCAUCGGACUCUGCUUCUACAACCUCCCUCGAUCGACCUCUGCUGAAUGGGAGCAGGCAGGCUACAGAGCAGCAUGGCUGGCAAUUACCCAGAUUCCUCUCAUCACCCUUCUAUCUUGCCGUCGUUUGACCGUCAUCGCCUUCCUCACCGGCUCCUCAUCCAGCGUCUCGCUCAACUUUUUCCACCGAUGGGUUUCGCGUGGAUUUUUCAUGAUUGCUGCAAUCCACAUGUUUUACAUGAUGAGAUAUUACGAGUCCUUCAACUAUCUUUCUUACCAGCUCAAGACGGACCCCAUCACUAAAGAUGGUCUGAGGUCGUUCUGCAUUUUGGCUUGGAUUGUUAUCGUCACCAGCGUGCGUCCUAUCAGACAUUACCUCUUUGAGCUGUUUUUUGUCAACCACAUAGCAUCGGUGAUUGCUUUCCUUGUCAUUCUCAUGAGACAUACUCCGACCUACGCGCAUGUCUACCUUUGGAUCUCGAUUGGCAUUAUUGUCGCUGACGCCGCACUUCGCUGGGUGCUGCUUUUCAUCAACAAUGUUUCAACUCGAGGACUUAAGUACCGUGCUACGAUUACCUCUAUCGCAGACACAGACAUGAUGAAAAUUAGUAUCCCUAUCGCCGGUUCUGCACGACUGCUCCGCUGGAAGCCAGGCCAGUUUGUCAAUCUUUCUUUUCCGACAUACGGCCCUCUCAUGUCUCAUCCGUUUUCGGUGAUGUCGACUUCUGAUGAUCAAAGCCUAGAGUUCAUCGUCAAGAAGAAGACCGGAAUCACCCGCUGGAUUCACAAGUCUGCGGCAGCUCGCGCUUCAAGUUUUAAUUCCUCGCCCGAAUCCUCCUAUGCUUCAGACUCUCUGCGGUCAGAUAAACGAGGAUCGACGUCUUAUAAUAGUGAUGCAGAGAUGCAAUCAACUGCCAUGUCAUCCCUAAGCGGAUUGACGCUCCCGGUCUUGGUCGAUGGUCCUUAUGGAGGCUCUCCUCGAGACUUGAAGCAAUUUGCGUCGGUCUUGAACGUAUUUGCGGGAGUCGGUGCUACCUAUGGACUGCCGGUUGCUAGAGGUUUACUACUAGAUGCUGCAAAGGCAAAAUCAGUUGCGCUGAAAAACAUCGAGUUAGUCUGGAUCGUGAGACAAUAUGCUGAUGUGUUUGCGUUCAAGGAGACUCUGCAGCUGGUGAGUGAUGCAUAUGACCUCUGCGACAAGUCAAUACAGCUCUCCAUCCGUAUCUUUGUCUCUGAUAUCUCAUCCCUUCCCGCUGACGGCGAAGACGAAGAGAAAUCAACCGAGAACUUUCCUCCAUGUGUCACCAUAGUUCCCGGCAAACCUAACAUCCGCCACGUUCUUGCGGAUGCUAUGACUACGGCGUCACCGUUCGGAGAGCUGGCGGUCAACGUCUGCGGUGGACUGCGAUUGGCUGCGGAUGUCAAGAACUCAACUGCUAUUUUGCUAGAUGCUCGUGCUGCACAUACUGGCAGUAACGGUACUGCCCAGAGCUGCUAUGUACAUGUUGAGCAGUUUGAGGGUUGAUUCUUUUUUCUUCCAAAGAUAGCACUUUUUUGUUUUUUUUGCGUUUCAUUGAGGAAUGAGUAAAUGGGGUUGUCUUUUGUCUUUGCGUAUACGGUGCAUUGGGUUGCUUCUGGUUUGGGAUUUGUAUAUAGUAACA
This is a messenger RNA of Myxozyma melibiosi, 2267 nucleotides long. RefSeq lists its product as uncharacterized. Gene Ontology annotation, molecular function: ferric-chelate reductase activity. The transcript is spliced from 2 exons. Bases 206 to 2131 code for a protein of 641 amino acids. Lineage: Eukaryota; Fungi; Ascomycota; Lipomycetes; Lipomycetales; Lipomycetaceae. The record is from RefSeq and is a predicted model, not a curated record. Gene Ontology annotation, biological process: intracellular iron ion homeostasis; iron ion transport; copper ion import. Gene Ontology annotation, cellular component: plasma membrane.